AUGGAUGAUAUAUACAACCUACCUAUUACGCAGCGUGUAGCUACCACUACACAAGAUAUCGAGAAAGCUAACAAUGCCGACGAACACUUGCGAAAUACUACAGUUAAGAGCCUGACCUGGAGCGGCGUUACAGUUAGUGUGAGGGACCGCUCGACGAAGCAGCCCAAAAAAAUUGUUGAUAAUGUGGAAGGCAUUGUUAGAUCCGGCGAGCUAUGCGCAUUAAUGGGUCCGUCCGGCUGUGGAAAGACAACUUUGCUCAAUGUCCUUGCCCAACGGCCAACUCAUGCCCCUAGCGUGAGUGCCAACGUCCUUGUGAACGGAGUCCGGUUAUCAACAACAUUAUUUCGCACCAUCACAUGCUUUGUAGAGCAAGAAGAUGCUUUUAUCGGUUCUCUUAAUAUUAAAGAAACGCUGAACUUUAGUUCUCGGCUUGCUACUAGUUCCAUCCCAGCUCAUGAACGACUUAAGCGAAUUGAUGCACUCAUUAGCGACUUUGGUCUUAGCGAGCAAGCCGGCACUAUUGUUGGCACACCUAUUCGCAAGGGUAUCUCAGGUGGGCAGAAACGACGACUUGGCGUGGCCAGCCAGCUCAUCACAAGCCCCAAAAUACUCUUUCUUGAUGAACCAACCAGUGGGCUUGACUCUGCGGCCAGCUGGGAGGUUGUCAAGUAUUUGAGUGUCAUAGCUCACCGCCACCACCUCAUUAUCAUUUGCUCCAUUCAUCAGCCCUCUACGGCCACCUUUAACCUCUUCGACAGACUGAUGCUGCUCUCUGGUGGCCAGAUGUACUAUUUUGGUACUGUAAUCGAUAGCUUGCUAUACUUCGAAUCUAUGGGGUUAAGCAUACCCACACACGUUAACCCGGCAGAGUUUCUUAUCGAUGCCCUUAAUGUCGAUUUUGCGCGCGACAAAGCAUUGGCUAAUAGGCGUAUUCAUGAGCUCCAAAGCGGCUGGACGAUGUCCCAACAAGCCGAUGAGAUGAGUCAUCUCCGCUUGGCAACCGAACAGCAGCAAAGUGGUGGUAUGGAAAUAUCAUUAGAUGAACAUCCUAACCUUCUGAGUAUCAUUAUCACUCUGCUGCAUCGCAGUUUCAUUAAGAGCUACCGUGAUGUCGUAGUUUAUGGCAUCCGUGUCGUUAUGUACACUGGCCUCGCCAUCAUGAUGGGCACUGUCUGGGUUCGCCUUAGUCCGGAUCAAGUCUCAAUUCAGCCUUUCAUUAAUGCAAUUUUCUUCGGCUCUGCUUUCAUGUCUUUCAUGGCCGUGGCAUACGUUCCCGCCUUUAUCGAGGAUACGCAGCAGUACAUCAAGGAGCACCGGAACGGACUGUAUGGCCCAGCCGCGUUGAUAAUUUCUAAUUUCUUAAUAGGCCUACCUUAUUUAUUUUUUAUUUCCAUAAUCUUCUCUGUUAUCUCUUACUGGCUCAUUAAUUUCCAGCCUACAGCUCAAGCUUUCUUUAUCUGGGUGAUGUGGCUGUUCUUGGAUCUUAUUUGCGCUGAAUCCCUGGUUGUCUUCAUGACAUGUCUCUUCCCGAGCUUCGUCGUAUCGCUCGCGCUGGUCGCGUUUGCCAACGGUCUUUGGAUGUGCGUUGGAGGCUUCAUGGUCCCACCUACGGUUCUUAAUCCUUUUUAUACAUAUGUAUUCCAUUACUGGGACUAUCAAAAAUACGUUUUCCAGGGUAUGAUGGUAAACGAAUUUGGACACCGAGUUUACUCCUGUGGGAAGGACUGCCUUUGUAUGUACCAGUCAGAUCUUGCGGAUCGGUGUCAAAUCGCAGGGCAAGCCGUGCUAGACCAGUUCGGUUACAAUGAUCACAUCGCUAUGAAUGUUGGGAUCAUGAUUUCUAUAAUUGCUGGUUAUCGGUUAGCGUCUUGGCUUGUUUUACGUUUGCGGGGAGGAGUAUAG
This is a messenger RNA of Trichoderma virens Gv29-8, 1902 nucleotides long. RefSeq lists its product as uncharacterized. Gene Ontology annotation, molecular function: ABC-type transporter activity; ATP hydrolysis activity; ATP binding. The transcript has 3 exons. The record is from RefSeq and is a predicted model, not a curated record. NCBI's taxonomy places the organism in Eukaryota, Fungi, Ascomycota, Sordariomycetes, Hypocreales, Hypocreaceae. Gene Ontology annotation, cellular component: membrane. Bases 1 to 1902 code for a protein of 633 amino acids.